AUGCGUGAGCCAUUGAGCUACGGAGCCCAUUCCCAUGGUGCUUCAAGUCAUGAAGUAUGCAAGAAUGAGGCUGUUGGAAAAUUCAUGGAAUGGUUUCAAGACACGGAAAAUGUAGGAAAAAGAACAAAAAGACUGGAAAUAGUUGGAAGAGAACAUUGUGGAAAGACUUGGUUCGCUAAAAAGCUGUCUGAAAUGUCCGAAUGUGUUGCAUCUCACUUCUGUCGUCCAGAUGAACCACAAUCCUCUGAACCAGCUACAGUAAUACGAUCGAUUGGAGAACAGCUGAUGCGCCGAUUUCCGAAUUUGGUCUUGCCACGAUUAACUACCGUAACCCUUUUGGAAGAUACAGUAUCUGCUCUCGAUCACUUUCUACGCCUUCCUCUCGAAACAAUGCCUUCUUCAUCUAAACAAGUCUUCAUUGUAAUAGAUAGUGUAGAUGAAGAAGAGACGCAGAUUCUGAUUGAGAUGCUGAUGGAUAUUUUACCGACAUGGACUCGAAUGGUAACAACUGCAAAACAGGAGAGUCUAGUUGAUAAGGAAAAAAACAAAAAUGAGAUUUUGGAAUUGGAUUCAAUAGACGACGUGGAUUUCAAAAGAUUUAUUAGGUCAAAAUUACCUCAUUGUCAUGUUGAAGAAAUUCGAGAAGCAUCUGAAGGAUCUUGGUUUUAUGUGGAUCAAUUAUCGAGAGCUGUAGAACAUGGAUUGAUUCCGAGUGAUGUGAUUCCACCGAACGGAGUUGAGAAAAUGAUGCAUUUGAUAGCAAGAAGUCUCCCUGGGGCAUUUGCAGAUAUUGUGAGACUGGCUAAAACAAGUCGAUGCCGCCCAACGAAUCAACAACUACUCGCUGUAUCUCAAAUGUUAAUUGCACGAGAUAUUUCAGUUUUAGAGAAAGAUAUUCGACUAAUCAGGCAGUUAAUUGGAACAUCUCAAUUCUCGAAUUCUGAUUCUGAACUGUUCGAUGUUCCUGAUAUAUGGUUCUAUCUUGUUGGGGAAGAGAACCUCCGAUGCCAUGCUGCAUGGGCGGAACAUUUCAAAACAAAAAGAAGAAAAUGUGCUCAAGAUAUUUGUGAACUUGCAUAUCAUUUAUCUCAUUCUACAACCAAUCCUAUAAAUGCAAUCAAAACAUUACAAAGUGUUGGAGCUGGCGACUUGAUUCUUCGAUGCCAUAUCAUUGAUCUACCAACAACUGCACUUUUGAAAUCAGCAGGAGCAAGACUGGAAGAGAAUAAUUAUGAUAUUGUGUAUGCGUGUUCAGUUGGAGAUGUCACUUAUCUCGAUGCUAUACUCAGAGAAAUCAAACCAAUUCCCAUGGAAAUUUGUUUUGGACUUCUGACUGCAGCAGCACGUGGAAACAUUGAGAUGUGUCGAUUCCUUGCUGAUCACUUUCCUCAAUUGGUGACUUCUUCUUGUUGUGGAGAAUGGAAUGCAUUGAGAAGUGCCGCUUGUUAUGGACAACUCGAAAUUCUUCAUCUUCUUCUUGAUAAAGGAGUUGAUGUCGAUGAGUGUGGACAUAGCGAUCGGACAGCUCUUCGAGCAGCUGCAUGGUCAGGACAACUUUCGGCAGUUCAAUUAUUAUUACAAACUGGAGCACAAGUUGAUAGAAGAGAUUCAGAACAAAGAACUGCAUUGAUGGCGGCUGCGUUUAUGGGUCAUCGAGAUGUUGUCUCUGUCAUAAUACAGUAUGGAGCUGAUGUGAAUGCAGUCGAUAAGUCAGGUGCAACUGCAUUACAUUUGAAUCUUUCGAACGGAUCAAAACAAGAUGAACAUUCCGAAACAACUCGACUUCUUUUGGAAAACAACGCAGACUGUAAAAUUGAAGAUGGAAAUGGUCGAGUAGCUCUUCAUCUCGCUGCGUAUCAUGGUGACCCUUGUCUUUCAUUUAUUUUCGAAAAGAAUCCAAUAGUUGAUAUCAUGGAUAAUAUGGGACAAACUCCGUUGAUGUUAGCUGCAAGUCAAGGACAAUUGACCUCAGUUCAAUUUUUAACGGAAACUGCUCAUGCCGACGUAGAUUCAAUUGAUAAUAAUGGAAGAACUUCAUUGCAAUGGGCAGCUAUAAAUGGCCAUUCGAAAGUAGUUGAAUAUCUUUGUGGAAUUGGAUCAGAUGAAGGUCAUAAAGAUAAUGAUGGAGCAGUUGCAUUGCACUAUGCAGUCACUCAUGAUAAUGUUGAAUUGGUCAAACCAUUGACAAAUAAGCAUACGGUUGAGGCAAAGGAUCGAUAUGGACAACAUCCAAUGAUGAUUGCAGCUGCUAAUGGAAACUUGAAAGUAAGUUGA
This is a messenger RNA of Caenorhabditis remanei, 2274 nucleotides long. RefSeq lists its product as uncharacterized. The record is from RefSeq and is a predicted model, not a curated record. Lineage: Eukaryota; Metazoa; Nematoda; Chromadorea; Rhabditida; Rhabditidae. The transcript is spliced from 5 exons. Gene Ontology annotation, molecular function: protein binding. The coding region runs from base 1 to 2274 and encodes 757 amino acids.